Messenger RNA from Diospyros lotus (date-plum), 1814 nucleotides. RefSeq names its product catalase isozyme 1. Bases 154 to 1632 code for a protein of 492 amino acids. The record is from RefSeq and is a predicted model, not a curated record. The transcript has 8 exons. Lineage: Eukaryota; Viridiplantae; Streptophyta; Magnoliopsida; Ericales; Ebenaceae. Gene Ontology annotation, molecular function: catalase activity; heme binding. Gene Ontology annotation, biological process: response to hydrogen peroxide; hydrogen peroxide catabolic process. Gene Ontology annotation, cellular component: plasma membrane; cytoplasm; peroxisome.
UUUUAUAAAUAAAUAAAUAAAUCUCAGACGCUUUAUAGUUCAUAGAGGAGCGUGAUAACCAUAGGCUACGGCUCACCCACCCAACCAGAUUGAGGAGGUUUCUUUCCCUCGCUCGUCCCGGAGAAAUCGCUGCUUUCUCUCUGGCCGCCGCUUAUGGAUCCGUACAAGCACCGUCCUUCAACUGCUUUCAAUUCUCCUUUCUGGACAACAAACUCUGGUGCUCCCGUGUGGAACAACAACUCUUCAUUGACCGUUGGAACUAGAGGUCCAAUUCUUCUUGAGGAUUAUCACUUGGUUGAGAAACUUGCCAAUUUUGAUCGGGAGCGUAUCCCUGAGCGUGUUGUCCAUGCAAGAGGGGCUAGUGCCAAGGGUUUCUUUGAGGUCACACAUGACAUUUCUCAGCUUACUUGCGCUGAUUUUCUGCGAGCCCCUGGAGUCCAGACACCUGUUAUUGUCCGUUUCUCCACUGUCAUCCAUGAACGUGGUAGCCCCGAAACCCUGAGGGACCCUAGAGGUUUUGCAGUGAAGUUUUACACCAGAGAGGGUAACUUUGAUCUGGUUGGAAACAACUUUCCUGUAUUUUUCAUCCGUGAUGGAAUGAAGUUCCCUGACAUGGUCCAUUCUCUUAAACCCAACCCCAAGUCUCACAUCCAGGAGAACUGGAGAAUCCUUGACUUCUUCUCCCACCAUCCAGAGAGUUUGCAUAUGUUCACCUUCCUCUUCGAUGAUUUGGGUGUUCCACAAGACUACAGACACAUGGAUGGCUCUGGUGUUAAUACCUAUACCUUAAUCAAUAAAGCUGGGAAAGCUCACUAUGUCAAGUUUCAUUGGAAACCUACUUGUGGAGUGAAGUGUUUAUUGGAAGAUGAAGCCAUUAAGGUUGGAGGAUCCAAUCACAGCCAUGCAACCCAGGAUCUGUAUGACUCUAUAGCAGCAGGAAAUUAUCCUGAAUGGAAACUUUUCAUUCAGAUAAUUGAUCCUGAUCAUGAAGACAGAUUUGAUUUUGACCCACUUGAUGUAACCAAGACAUGGCCUGAGGACAUCUUGCCCCUGCAGCCAGUGGGUCGUUUGGUCUUGAAUAAGAACAUUGAUAACUUCUUUGCUGAGAAUGAGCAACUUGCUUUCUGCCCUGCUAUUAUUGUGCCCGGUAUCUACUAUUCAGAUGACAAGCUGCUUCAAACUCGGAUAUUCUCUUAUGCGGAUACUCAGAGGCACCGUCUGGGACCUAACUAUCUGCAGCUCCCUGCUAAUGCUCCCAAGUGUGCUCAUCACAACAAUCACCACGAUGGUUUCAUGAAUUUCAUGCACAGAGAUGAGGAGGUUGAUUACUUCCCUUCAAGGUAUGAUCCUGUACGACACGCCGAGAGGCACCCAAUUCCUCCUCCUGUCUUGACAGGAAAGCGUGAUAAGUGCAUCAUUGAGAAAGAGAACAACUUUAAGCAGCCCGGAGAGAAAUACCGAUCUUGGGCACCAGACAGGCAAGAGCGGUUCAUCUGCAGAUGGGUUGACGCCUUAUCCGACGCAAGAGUGACCCAUGAGAUCCGCAGCAUCUGGAUCUCAUAUUGGUCUCAGGCUGACAGGUCUUUGGGUCAGAAGAUAGCAUCUCGCCUGAACGUAAGGCCAAGCAUUUGAAAGCGAAGUUGGGCUGGAACUGGAUGUUGAGUUGUGAACAGUCAGUGAGAGUAAUGGAGGAUAUAAGUUGGGAUUAAUCCUCUCAUGUGUAUUGUUAUAAUAGCCUAAGUUGCGUGACGUGACAUUUUGAUCCGACUAUGUCUCAUACAAUAAUUAAUUAAAUUACAGUCAUGUGGAAGUAA